CUGUUUCUCAGUAUCGCCCCUUUGACCCCUGUAAGCAGCUUUGGUGUGCUCACCCAGACAACCCCUUUUUCUGCAAGACCAAAAAAGGUCCGCCCAUUGAUGGCACUAAAUGCGGUGAUGGGAAGCACUGUUUUAAAGGCCACUGUAUGCAGUUGACUCCAGACAUCAUAAAACGGGACGGAAGCUGGGGGAUGUGGAGUGAGUUUGGUGCCUGCUCUCACCCCUGUGGAAGGGGACUACAGUUUCGCACACGAGCUUGUGACAAUCCACGUCCAGCUAACGGUGGACGUAUUUGCUCCGGCCCAAGUUAUCAGUUCCAGAUUUGUAAUACGCAUGAGUGUGAGGACCCGUACCACGACUACAGAGCCGAGCAAUGUAGCAUGAUGGACAACAAGUUUGAGUACCAGAAUACCUGGCACCACUGGCUGCCUUAUGAACACCCCGACCCUAAGCAACGCUGCAAACUGUACUGUCAAUCCAAAGAAACGCGAGCUGUAGUCAACAUGCAGACUCCGGUGGAACCUGGAACACGCUGUUCCUACAAAGAUCCCUACAGUGUGUGUGUGGCCGGAGACUGUGAGAAAGUGGGCUGUGAUAAUGUGGUUGGAUCAGCUCUACAGGAAGAUAAGUGUGGCAUCUGCGGGGGAGAUGGAACCAAGUGCAAGACUCACAAGUUUAACUUCACCUUUGUAGAGAAGAAAGGUGUCAUUAAAGUGCUGGAAGUUCCCAGAGGGGCGAGACAUCUCUUCAUUCAGGAACUUAAUGGGACUACUCACAUUUUAGGUAAAGCCUGA
Molecule: messenger RNA, 794 nt
Organism: Sinocyclocheilus grahami
Lineage: Eukaryota; Metazoa; Chordata; Actinopteri; Cypriniformes; Cyprinidae
Product: A disintegrin and metalloproteinase with thrombospondin motifs 2-like
Exons: 6
Coding region: 147-794 (215 amino acids)
Biological process (GO): extracellular matrix organization; proteolysis
Cellular component (GO): extracellular matrix
Molecular function (GO): metalloendopeptidase activity
Source: RefSeq, a predicted model, not a curated record